UUUACAUUAAAAAUGUCCGGAUUUAAACGUUAUUCUAAAAGCACUGCAAUUUUAUUCUUAAUUGUGAUUUUCCAAGUGACUGGGCCUUCGAUGGCAAGACCACUUCCUAAAGCUAAUUCUCAAGGAGGCAAUACGACCGCUGUUAGUGCAGGUGUUACGAUUCCAGUUGACAUUAAUGGUAACGCGAUUGCUACUUCAGGUCAAGCAUUUGUCACUGGUUCUGAUGAUGGUUCAGGAACUUUUGACGUUUCGGCAAGUGCUAGUGCAAAUCUUAGAGGUAUUCUUGAUGGGACUGGAGCUGGGGUUACUCUUGCAGCUACAGACAACGGACUAGCUGCGGCAGUACAAUCUGGAAUCCUAGCACUGAACGGUGGCCUUGAAAUCGAUGGCGUGACAGCGUUUGCUACAUAAGAUCGAGAAGUAAAUUGAUUUUUAACACAAAAUGGGACGCAAGCGAUGACUAAUGCUGUGGACUCAUAAGGAAAAUAAAAAAAGCUAUUUUAUUGGAAUUAUACCAUUUUUUUUAAACGAGAAAAGUAGCUUCAACAACCUUUGGCUUCAAAAUUUUAACCUUUAAAAAAAGUACAUUUAAACAAAAUGCACCCAAUAACAUUGACGUUUCUGCUUAAAGCAAUUUUGACAUCUUCAUAGAGUCGCAAAUUGACAACAAUUAAUUUUUUUUUUAAUUUUUAGAUUGUUAUGGGAAUUAAAAAUUGUUUCGCUGUUGUGCGAUUUGAUUUGCAUUUUGAAGAUUUUUCAAAUAUUUAAUAAUAAUAUAAAUAGUUUUGUUCACAUUUUCAAUAUCCGGUUUUAUCUUAAAUAGAUUCUACUGAAGAUUUUCCAAACCUUUAGUUUAUUGUAUCAAUGAUGUUUUCAAGAUUUUCAUUGCGUAAUAAAUUUAUUAAAAAUGUG
Messenger RNA from Phlebotomus papatasi, 912 nucleotides. RefSeq lists its product as uncharacterized. The record is from RefSeq and is a predicted model, not a curated record. Lineage: Eukaryota; Metazoa; Arthropoda; Insecta; Diptera; Psychodidae. Bases 13 to 411 code for a protein of 132 amino acids. The transcript is spliced from 8 exons.